AUGGAUUUAAAAGAAGCUUUUGAAAAUAAAUUAGAAAUUAUAAAUACCCCUUCUAAGUCUGAUCCUAGAAAGUUUAAUGUUACUGUUAAUUGGACUGAACCAACUCAACUUAAUAAUUCUUAUAUUAUUAUUGGUCUUUAUGCACAUAAACGAAAGGAUGAUAAAAAUUAUAUUACUUAUGAAUACGUAAAAGAAAGUCAAUCUACUUACUCAUUUAAUGCUGAUGUUCCAGCUGGAUAUUAUGAUAUACGUAUUUGUACAUAUUCUGGAAUGACUAGAUUUGCUGUUUAUACUCGUGUUUGUGAACUUUCAAAAUAUUUUGUUGGAAAAUAUUUUGCUGGAAAACCUGUUGAUAAUGAUUUUACAGUUAAAGUAGAAAGAAAACAACAAGACCCAGAAAUUUUAGUAUCAAUCAAUUUACCAGCAGAAGAUGGAGAUUUUAUUGGUAUGUUUGAAGCUUCAUGUCUUAGUAUGAAAGAUAAUUAUAUGAUUGGAUUGCAGCACACUGUUUUUGGUGAAGGUAAUCUUCAACGUUAUUUUGAUAUUAAUUUGAAAGAGUUAGGUGAUACCACAGGAAAAGAAUAUCAAAUAAGGUAUUUUAGAAAAGACUGUGAAUAUAAAAAUAAGCUUGAUAUUUCUAGAGUUCCAUUUGCUUUUUCUGAACCAUUUAAACUUUAA
Messenger RNA from Entamoeba nuttalli P19, 678 nucleotides. RefSeq lists its product as hypothetical. The record is from RefSeq and is a predicted model, not a curated record. The transcript has a single exon. The coding region runs from base 1 to 678 and encodes 225 amino acids. NCBI's taxonomy places the organism in Eukaryota, Evosea, Mastigamoebida, Endamoebidae.